UGUAACUUUUGUGCAUUUUACGUGGUUGCAUACCUUUUGGCUGUUCGAGGCGGACAAGAUGGCCCCGCCAAUGAAGAUCUAAAGAAAAUUCUCAACUCUGUCGAUAUGGAUAUCAAGGAGCUGAAGGGCAAAAGCAUAGACUAUCUGAUCAAAGAGAAUCGUGAGCAGCUAUCAUCGAUGCCCGUUGGUGGUGUAGAUGACGUCAUGAGCUUCGCCCUCUUCGAAUAA
Drosophila arizonae is the source of this 228-nucleotide messenger RNA. Its product is annotated as 60S acidic ribosomal protein P2-like. The record is from RefSeq and is a predicted model, not a curated record. Lineage: Eukaryota; Metazoa; Arthropoda; Insecta; Diptera; Drosophilidae.